AGAGGGAGAGAAGUGGCAAGGAUGAACAGAGGGGGAGGAGGAGGUGGGUCCGGCGCCGGGAGUGGACCCACAUCGGCGGCGGCGCUGGCGGCAGCUAAGAAGCAGAAGAAGUGGCUGGAGAGUGUGGAGACGGACAUAGCCACCAUCGUCGACUAUUUCAGCUACCUCGUCAACGUCUCCAGGGUGAGUGAGCAACCUGUUAAGAAUUCUCAAGAAGCUUUCAUGAUGGAGAUGCGUGCUGCUAGAACGGUUCAGUCAUCUGAUUCUUUACUUAAGUUGGUAUCCGACCUGAAGCAGACUGCACUAUUUUCUGGUUUUGCAUCCCUUAAUGACCAUGUAGAGGAAAGAAUGGCAGAGUUUGACAAGCAGGCCGAGAAGACUGACCGCAUGUUGGCUAGAAUUGGGGAAGAGGCAGCUGCCAGCCUCAAGGAGCUUGAAGCCCAUUAUUAUUCUUCUUCGGUACCACAUACACAUGAAACCUACUUGCAGCAAUGAGUUGACGUUUAAAGAAGAGAACUAUUAGGGUGCUUUGUUUGUUGAAUCUUGACAUUGGUUAUGUAAACAUAGGCAGAAACAAUGUAUUGCCAUGUGGCAGUUCGAGUUACCAACCUUUUGAACUAUAGCCUUGGAAUAUAUUACUUGCUCGGUUAUGUAGCGAAUUGUAAGCUUAAAUCUGAAUGCAUAGUUAUGUAAGAAUGUUCUACAUUUUUUGUGUUAAGCUCGAUGCUU
This is a messenger RNA of Argentina anserina (silverweed cinquefoil), 729 nucleotides long. Its product is annotated as mediator of RNA polymerase II transcription subunit 22a-like. NCBI's taxonomy places the organism in Eukaryota, Viridiplantae, Streptophyta, Magnoliopsida, Rosales, Rosaceae. Gene Ontology annotation, biological process: regulation of transcription by RNA polymerase II. Gene Ontology annotation, molecular function: transcription coregulator activity. The record is from RefSeq and is a predicted model, not a curated record. The transcript is spliced from 3 exons. The coding region runs from base 22 to 495 and encodes 157 amino acids. Gene Ontology annotation, cellular component: mediator complex.